GUGGAUUUGCAGCUGCUCCCCGCGGCAGUGGGGCGGGGUCCAGGGUCCAAGCCUGAGUACCCUGCAAAGGUUCAGGUUCCUGUUGGCCCAGUACCAUGCCGAACCAGGUUGGAACAUCUUUUUAUGUCUCAACGUCUCCGCUUCACACAGGGAAAUGGAGUACCAGAGAGGUUAAGUGCAUUGCCUGAGGUCAUACGAAAGUUCCAAGACACACCACCAGCAGUGAAUGGUGGCAGAUAUGCCUCUGUGUGGGUGGAGAACCAUGUCAGAAGACAGCAAGGCAGAUGGCGCGGAAGCUCAGCCCCUGGCACCCACGGAAAGCUUGAUGGUGCUGCUGCACUGGGCUGGGCCAGAGGGCGGGGAGCCCUGGGUCACCAUCAGCCAGACGCCCCUGACUGCCGAGGACAUCUGUAUCCAGAUUGCACACAAAGUCGGCAUCACUCCACCCUGCUUGAAUCUCUUUGCCCUCUAUGAUGCACAGGCCAAGGUUUGGCUGCCCCCAAACCACAUCCUAGACACAUCCCGAGAUGUGAGCCUAAAGCUGUAUUUCCGAAUGAGGUUUUACUUCCGGAACUGGCACGGCAUGAGUCCCCAAGAGCCAGCUGUGUACCGAUGUGGUUCCCCGGGGUCAGAGCAGGGUGUGCAGCUCUUGGACUCUGCCUCAUUUGAAUACCUCUUUGAGCAGGGAAAACAUGAGUUCAUGAAUGAUGUGGUGUCUCUGCGGGACCUGUCUAGUGAGGAGGAGAUCCAUCACUUUAAGAACGAGAGCUUGGGCAUGGCCUUUCUGCACCUCUGCCACCUUGCUCUCUGCCGCGGUGUCCCCCUGGAGGAGAUGGCCAGAGAGAUCAGCUUUAAGAACUGCAUCCCUCGUUCCUUCCGCCAGCACAUCCAUCAGCACAAUGCGCUCACGCGCCUGCGUCUACGCAGAGUCUUCCGACGAUUCCUGAGGGCCUUUCGGCCUGGCCACCUCUCCCAGCAGGUUGUGAUGGUUAAGUACUUGGCCACCCUGGAGCGCCUAGCUCCUCGAUUUGGCUCGGAGCACAUACCGGUGUGUCAUCUGGAGGUGCUGGACCAGCCUGAGAGAGACCCCUGCUACAUCCAGAACAGUGGGCAGACUACUGGGGACCCAGGCCCAGAGCUGGCCACCAGGCUUCCCACCCACGAGGUACUAGUGACAGGCACUAGAGGUAUCCAGUGGCGUCCACUGCAGACCCAGGAAUCUGCGAGAGGUAACAGCAGAGGGAAUCCCCAAGGCAACCGAUCUGGGAAGAAAGCCAAGGCCCCCGAGGUUGCGGCGCGGCUGGCAAAGAGUCCCGGGGAGCCAUCCUGGACCUACUUCUGUGACUUCCAGGACAUCUCCCACGUGGUGCUACAGGACUGGCGCGUGCGCAUCCACCUUCAGGACAACAAGUGCUUGUUGCUGUGCCUCCGUUCCCGGGCUGAAGCCCUGUCCUUUGUGGCCCUGGUGGAUGGCUAUUUCCGCUUGACCGCCGACUCCAGCCACUACCUGUGCCAUGAGGUGGCACCCCCGCGGCUGUUGACGAGCAUCCAGAACGGCAUCCAUGGGCCGCUGAUGGAUCCAUUUGUGCAAGCCAAGCUGUGGCCGGAGGAUGGCCUCUACCUGAUCCAGUGGAGCACCAGCCACCUCCACCGCCUGAUCCUCACUGUGGCCCAUCGAGACUCAGCUCCCAACAGCGGCCCCAAGGGCUUGCGCCUCCGAAAGUUCCCCAUCACCCAGCAACCUGGAGCCUUUGUGCUAGAUGGCUGGGGUCGCUCCUUCGAUAGCGUGGGGGACCUUCGGGUCGCCUUGCAGGGCUGCUCGCUGCGGGCCGGUGACGACUGCUUCCCUUUGCACCACUGUUGCCUGCCCCGGCCAGGAGAAAUCUCUAACCUCUUGGUCAUGCGGGGGUCUAGUGCCCACACCCGGCCUCUCAACCUCAGCCAGCUCAGCUUCCACAGAGUUCACCAGGAUGAAAUCACGCAGCUGUCCCACUUGGGUCAAGGCACGAGGACCAAUGUUUACGAGGGCCUUCUAAGAGUGGGAGGCCCUGACGAAGGCAAAACCGACAGUGGAUGUCCUCCUGAGCCUGGCGGGGGCAGUGGGCAGCAGCUCCGAGUGGUGCUUAAAGUCCUGGACCCCAGUCACCAUGACAUCGCCUUGGCCUUCUAUGAAACAGCCAGCCUCAUGAGCCAGGUUUCACACAUGCACCUGGCUUUCCUGCAUGGUGUCUGCGUGCGUGGCUCAGAGAAUAUCAUUGUGACAGAGUUCGUAGAACACGGUCCCCUGGAUGUGUGGUUACGGCGAAACAGGGGCCGAGUGCCUAUGACCUGGAAGAUGAUUGUGGCUCAGCAGCUGGCCAGUGCCCUCAGCUACCUGGAGGAUAAGAAUCUGGUUCACGGGAACGUAUGUGGCCGGAACGUCCUGCUGGCACGGCUGGGGCUAGAGGAGGGUACCAGCCCCUUCAUCAAGUUAAGUGAUCCUGGCGUGGGCCAAGGUGCCCUCUCCAGGGAGGAGCGGGUGGAACGCAUCCCCUGGACAGCUCCUGAGUGCCUGUCUGGAGAGGCCAGUAGCUUGGGUACUGCCACAGACAUGUGGGGUUUUGGUGCCACCCUUCUUGAGAUCUGCUUUGACGGUGAUGCACCCCUGCAGGGUCGUCACCCCUCCGAGAAAGAACGAUUCUACACAAAGCAGCACCAGCUGCCCGAGCCCUCAUGCCCGGAGCUGGCCACACUCACCCGCCAGUGCCUGACCUACGAACCAGCACAGCGGCCAUCAUUCCGCACCAUUCUGCGGGACCUCACCAGGCUGCAGCCACAGAAUCUAGUGGGUAUCUCGGCUGUGAACUCAGACUCAGCAGCGUCAGACCCCACAGUUUUCCACAAACGUUAUUUGAAAAAGAUCCGGGAUUUGGGCGAGGGUCACUUUGGCAAGGUCAGCCUGUACUGCUAUGAUCCAACCAACGAUGGCACUGGCGAGAUGGUGGCUGUGAAAGCCCUGAAGGAGGGAUGUGGUCCCCAGCUCCGCUCAGGCUGGCAGCGGGAGAUCGAAAUCCUGCGGACCCUGUACCACGAGCAUAUUGUCAAGUACAAAGGCUGCUGUGAGGACCAAGGAGAGAAGUCUGUACAGCUGGUCAUGGAAUACGUCCCCCUGGGCAGCCUUCGGGACUACCUGCCACGGCACAGCGUUGGGCUGGCUCAGCUCCUGUUGUUUGCCCAGCAGAUCUGCGAGGGCAUGGCCUACCUGCACGGGCAACACUACAUUCACCGAGACCUAGCCGCGCGCAACGUGCUUCUGGACAAUGACAGGCUGGUCAAGAUCGGAGACUUCGGCUUAGCCAAGGCAGUGCCUGAAGGCCACGAGUACUACCGCGUUCGCGAGGACGGGGACAGCCCGGUGUUCUGGUAUGCCCCGGAAUGUCUGAAGGAGUGUAAAUUUUACUAUGCGUCAGAUGUCUGGUCCUUCGGGGUGACCCUGUACGAGCUGUUGACCUACUGUGACUCUAGGCAGAGCCCCCCCACGAAAUUCAUGGAGCUCAUCGGCGUCACCCAGGGCCAGAUGACCGUGCUGAGGCUCACAGAGCUGCUGGAACGAGGAGAGCGGCUGCCUCGUCCUGACAGGUGUCCGUGUGAGAUCUAUCUCCUCAUGAAGAACUGCUGGGAGGCGGAGGCCUCCUUCCGGCCCACGUUCCAGAACCUUGUGCCUAUCCUCAAGACAGCCCAGGAGAAGUAUCAAGGCCAGGUGCCUUCAGUGUUCAGCGUGUGCUGAUGGUCAAGGGUGUCGGGAUAGAUGGGCCCCACGGAGAAGCCUCCACACGCUCUACACCUCACUCUUGCCCAGAAACCCCUUUUCCUUCCUUGACCUCGAACCUGAACGGACCCUGGAUGUGCAAAAGGGCCAAGUGGAUCCUCGAGUCUUUCAUUUGGGUCUGUCCAUUGUUUCACAGUGGAGACCCAUCAUCUUUACCAGCUGGGAGGAAACUAUUUGCUUUGCUGGACACCUGAGGGCUUUGGGGUCCAUAUUCAGCAAGGUGGCAUGGCUGGUAUACAGAUAGAAUGAGACUUCAGAAGAAGCUGGACACUUCUGAUCACCCCUCAACCACCAAUCAAGCUGGGGUGUGUGGCAAAGCCCGUGCUUAGCAGCGGGGAAGACCUGGGUUCCUUCCCUAGCGACUAAGCCACUAGCUAGAUCAGUUCCCGAUAUACAGAAGGCACCCCAUAACUGCUUGCUGGAGGCUGGGGAGAUUACUCAGUCAGUGAAGCGCUUACAGAAGUGCUUGCUUUGCAAGCAUGAGGAUGUGAAUUCAAUUCCCAGCUUGUCCCAGUACUGGGGAGGAAGAGACAGAAACUCCCUGGGGCUCACUGGCCAGCAGCUUAGUCCAUUCAGUGACACUCAGCCAAUGAGAGUCCCUGCCUCCAAACAACAUGGUGUGACAGUGCCUCAGGAAGAGUACCCAGAGUUGUCCUCUGACCUUUGCACAAACACAUGGCCACACACCUGCAUAUGCACUUGCCUACACACUCACAGGAGGUCCUGUGUGACCUCAGGAAAAUGUCUUGAUCUCUGGGCCUCAUGUCUCAACUAUGGGGAUGGUCAGCCUUUCUACCUCAUAGGACUGAUAAAGAGCACUGAUGGUUGUGCUUAAAUUGCUUAGGAGAGAAACACAGAUAAGUGUUUAAUAAAUGUUUAUUACUA
Messenger RNA from Arvicola amphibius (Eurasian water vole), 4693 nucleotides. RefSeq names its product tyrosine kinase 2 (gene Tyk2). NCBI's taxonomy places the organism in Eukaryota, Metazoa, Chordata, Mammalia, Rodentia, Cricetidae. The record is from RefSeq and is a predicted model, not a curated record. The transcript is spliced from 24 exons. Gene Ontology annotation, molecular function: ATP binding; cytokine receptor binding; non-membrane spanning protein tyrosine kinase activity. Gene Ontology annotation, cellular component: cytosol; cytoskeleton; membrane. Bases 227 to 3766 code for a protein of 1179 amino acids. Gene Ontology annotation, biological process: cell differentiation; intracellular signal transduction; peptidyl-tyrosine phosphorylation.